GAGGGCUCUAUGGCAGGGGGAAAAAAGACAACACGAGAAAAAUUAGUAUUUUCUACCUUCAGAAAUUAAUGGCCAUGAGUUCGUACAUGGUGAACUCCAAGUAUGUGGAUCCUAAAUUUCCUCCUUGCGAGGAAUAUUUGCAGAACAACUACCUAGGCGAGCAAGGGGCCGAGUACUACAGUGCCUCGCAGGGCUCUGAUUUCCAGCACCAGGGACUCUACCCACGGUCAAACUACAGCGAGCAGCCCUUUAGCUGUAGCAAUGCCCAAGGCUCUGCCGUGCAGCCGCGGGGUCACGGACAGGAGCAAUCCGGCCCGGCGAGCCACUUCCCCGGCCAAGCAGAGCAUUGUCCACCGCCUCCAAUGCCCAACUCGCGAGCCUGCAGCCAGCAGCCGGCCCUCAAACCCCCCCACGGGUCGGCACUUAAGCAGCCAGCAGUAGUUUACCCCUGGAUGAAGAAAGUCCAUGUUAACUCGGUGAAUCCCAAUUACAACGGAGGGGAACCUAAACGCUCUCGCACAGCUUACACCAGACAGCAAGUCCUAGAACUGGAAAAAGAAUUUCAUUUUAACAGGUACCUGACCAGGCGCCGCCGUAUCGAGAUAGCCCACACUUUGUGUCUCUCUGAGCGCCAGAUCAAGAUCUGGUUUCAGAACAGAAGAAUGAAGUGGAAAAAAGAUCACAAACUGCCCAACACGAAGGGCAGGUCUUCUUCCUCUGGUUCAAACUCCCAUUUACAGACUGGUUCCAAGGACCAUCAGACUGACUUGACAACUUUGUAGAAGAGGUGAAAUUUUCCAUUUCAUCCUUCGCUUCUGACCAGUACUGUACAUAACUGACACUGUCCAAGCAGAACCUGCAUAUAGCAGCUAAGGACUCGAGAAACUGUCAUCUUUCUUUAAGGUACUGUUGUACAAAGGAGACAAAAUGACGCUACUUUGGACUUUAUUUUAUUUGCCUCUGCUAGCACAACCUAAAAAAAAAAAGGGGGGGGGGGGGAAGAAAAGGAGGAAAAAAAAAAAGAGAGAAAAGAAACAUCAUGCAGGCAGUGGGAAUUAAGAAAAUAUUAAAAGAGACCUUCUGUCCAUAAAAAGUAAUAAAUCAUUGAAAAUGAAACUGUCCUGUGUUUCAGUUUUAAAUUCGAAAGUGAAGGUUUGAUGCUUUAUACUGGAGUUUUUACUUUUAAUUGUCUUUUUAUCCCAUGCAAUUUCGGGAGGAUGCAUUUGGGCAAGUUAAAGACAGGAAAUUUAUAGCGUAGUCUUUUAUUUGAACAUGAAGACUACUAAUUGUGAACUUUUUGUGCUGCUUUACCUUUCUUGGUGUAAUGAAAAUACUUGCUCAUUUCCAUAACGUCUCAGAAGGUGUUCAUAGGACUUAAGUGAAAACGGGUUAUUCUAUGUACUGAUAGUGUUUGUGUAUUUAUUUAUUUGUUAAGUAGAAGAGUGAAGAUAAAAAGAAAAAUAGUAAAGCCAAAACCAGGAAAGGGGAGCUGAAAUACAACAUUUCUCCUUUCCAGUCUCAUGAACACAUGUAUAAUGUUUACUUGUCUUGAAUGUACACAACUUUCUUGUCCGGGUUUGGUUUUUUUUUCAUUUCCUUCUUUGUGAAUAGGAAAAGCAUCCCUGCUCCUUACUGUGUGCCAUCCAGGGCUAGAAGGCUUGAAAUCUGUUUCCAAAGUCUGCUCUGCUCAGUGUUGUGCUUUAAAUCAUCGAUACCUCAUUUAAAAAUGGAUGGGGGUGGGGUGGUGGAAACAAGAAAAAAAAAAAGAGACCACAACAAAAUAACUCCCCCGCCCC
Pezoporus occidentalis (night parrot) is the source of this 1796-nucleotide messenger RNA. It is a transcript of the gene HOXD4, whose product is annotated as homeobox D4. The record is from RefSeq and is a predicted model, not a curated record. Gene Ontology annotation, biological process: positive regulation of transcription by RNA polymerase II; anterior/posterior pattern specification; embryonic skeletal system morphogenesis. Gene Ontology annotation, cellular component: nucleoplasm; nucleus. Gene Ontology annotation, molecular function: DNA-binding transcription factor activity, RNA polymerase II-specific; RNA polymerase II cis-regulatory region sequence-specific DNA binding. The transcript has 2 exons. Lineage: Eukaryota; Metazoa; Chordata; Aves; Psittaciformes; Psittacidae. The coding region runs from base 69 to 782 and encodes 237 amino acids.